Molecule: messenger RNA, 2175 nt
Organism: Quercus robur (English oak)
Lineage: Eukaryota; Viridiplantae; Streptophyta; Magnoliopsida; Fagales; Fagaceae
Exons: 1
Coding region: 1-2175 (724 amino acids)
Biological process (GO): DNA integration
Molecular function (GO): nucleic acid binding; RNA-DNA hybrid ribonuclease activity
Source: RefSeq, a predicted model, not a curated record
AUGUUAACAGCCCCAGAGUCCGGGGAGGAUUUGUUUAUGUACCUCUCAGUGUCUGACCAUGCCGUGUGUGCUGUGUUGCUAAGGGAUCAAGGAGUACAGCAGCCAGUGUAUUACAUAAGCAAAACCUUAGUAGAUGCCGAGUCGAGAUACCUGCCCCUUGAGAAGCUAGUUUUGGCACUAGUACACGCCACGAGGAAGCUGCUGCAUUACUUUCAGUCUCAUACAGUAUUUGUCCUCACCGAGUAUCCCUUGCAGUCGUUGCUAAAGAGAUCGGACUUCACGGGCCGAAUAGCCAAAUGGGGAACUCGUUUGGGUUUGUUCGACAUAAGGUACCGACCGCGAAGCUCAGUAAAGGGACAGGUUCUUGCUGAUUUCAUUGCAGAAUUUACCCCUAAGAGCGACGGGAAGAUAAUCUGUAAUGCGGAGCGCUGUCCGUGGAAAGUGUUUGUAGAUGGCGCUUCGAAUGCUAUGGGGGCCGGAGCUGGUAUUGUCAUCAUCACCUCGGAGGGCAUACGAUUAGAACACUCCUUCAGAUUAGGAUUCAAAGCCUUAAACAACGAAGCCGAGUACGAGGCCUUCUUGGCCGGGUUGAGGGCCGUAUUGUGUUUAGGCGCGAAAGAUGUUGAGAUUUAUUCGGACUCUCGGCUGGUCGUUUAUCAAAUCAUAGGAAGCUUCGAAGCUCGGGACUCUCGGAUGAAAGCCUAUCUGAGUGCAGCUAAGCAGAUCAUUGGCCGGUUCGGGACAGUGAAGGUAGCCCAGGUAGGUCGGGCACAAAACAGACAUGCCGACUCGUUGGCCACGUUGGCUUCAUCCUCUACCGAGAAUAUACCUCGGCUGGUCAAGAUAAAGCUUAUAAGGGAGCCAAGCAUCGAGGUGAAAGGUGAUGACAACCUAGCUGGGGUUGAAGUUGCCAUGAUGUUAAUGGCAAAUCCGUGUUGGAUGAACCCGAUCAUAGACUUCAUAGCCGAGGAUAAAGUUCCGGACGAUGAAAAGGAGGCCAAAAAGAUCCGUCGGGUGGCUUCUCGGUACUGGCUGUCGACAGAUCGCAAGUUGUACCGGAGGUCUUUUGCAGGCCCUUACCUUUUAUGUCUACAUCCUGAGAAAGUGAACGAACUUCUGACCGAGCUGCAUGAUGGAGUGUGUGGUGGCCAUGUCGGGGGAUGGUCUCUAGCGCACAGGGCCAUGACUCAGGGGUUUUGGUGGCUACAGAUGCAGAAGGAUGCCGCGGAAUACGUCAGGAGGUGUGAACAAUGCCAAAAGCACGCCCCUCUGAUCCACCAGCCGGCAGGUCGUCUAAACCCCGUCAGUAGCCCAUGGCCGUUCGCACAAUGGGGGCUAGACAUCCUCGGCCCGUUUCCCCGAGCAACAGGUAACCGCUGUUUUGUAUUAGUGGCUGUGGAUUACUUCACGAAGUGGGUGGAAGCCGAGGCCUUAGCCAACAUUCAGGAUAUCGACGUGAAAAUGUUUGUGUGGAAAAACAUAGUCACAAGGUUUGGGGUACCGAACUCACUAGUAUCAGACAAUGGGCUACAGUUCGAUAGUAAAACUUUCCGAGCCUUCUGCAGCGAUCUCGGCAUUAAGAACAAGUACUCAACCCUGGUAUACCCUCAAAGCAACGGCCAAGCUGAGGCAGUGAAUAAGACGAUUUUGAACGGGUUGAAGAGGAGGUUGGACGGUGCAAAGGGAAGAUGGGUUAAAGAGCUGCCUAACGUUUUAUGGGCUUACCGUACGACUCCCAGAAGAUCCACGAGUGAGACCCCUUUCUCUUUGACAUAUGGGGCGGAGGCCGUAAUACCAACCGAGGUGAGCUUGUGCAGUGCACGGGUCGCAGGAUUUGACCUUGCCCAGAACGCCGACCUGAUGAUGGAGCGCUUGGACUGGUUAGAAGAAUGCCGGGAGGCCGCAACCAUACGACUCGCGGAGUACCAGCAGAAACUGUCCCGGAGAUAUAACCAAGAUGUAAAGGGGAGGGAAUUCAGCGUCGGGGAACUGGUUCUAAGGAGGGUCGUGGGAAAUAUGCGAGACGUAGCUGCUGGGAAGCUUGCUCAAACAUGGGAAGGGCCGUACAGGAUUACCGCCAUCGCUGGCGCGGGGGCUUACUACCUGGAGGAUCUUGACGAGAGGCCGCUCCCUCGGCCAUGGAAUGCUCACAAUUUAAAGAAGUUCUACCCGUGA